Messenger RNA from Erinaceus europaeus (western European hedgehog), 2188 nucleotides. It is a transcript of the gene CCDC43, whose product is annotated as coiled-coil domain containing 43. Lineage: Eukaryota; Metazoa; Chordata; Mammalia; Eulipotyphla; Erinaceidae. The record is from RefSeq and is a predicted model, not a curated record. The coding region runs from base 1 to 675 and encodes 224 amino acids. The transcript is spliced from 5 exons.
AUGGCUGCGCCCAGCGAAGUGUCCGCAGCACCCUCCAGUGAAGGCGAUGGAGGGGCGGGCAACUUUGAAUCGUGGCUGGACGGACGUUUGGAGGUUUUGGGAGUAGACCAAGCCGUUUAUGGCGCCUACAUCCUGGGUGUCCUGCAAGAGGAAGAGGAAGAAGAGAAGCUGGAUGCUCUUCAGGGUAUCCUCUCUGCUUUCCUGGAAGAAGAUUCCCUCCUUAACAUCUGUAAAGAGAUUGUGGAACGAUGGUCUGAAACUCAGAAUGUUGCCACCAAAGUGGAAAAAGAAGAUGAGGUACAGGCCAUUGCCACCUUAAUUGAGAAGCAGGCACAGAUUGUGGUGAAGCCCAGGAUGGUGUCAGAAGAAGAGAAGCAGAGAAAAGCUGCUGUCCUGGCCCAGUAUGCUGAUGUGACUGAUGAAGAGGAUGAAGCAGAUGAGAAGGAGGAUUCAGGUGCCACUACAAUGAACAUUGGUUCUGACAAAUCUCUGUUCCGAAACACCAAUGUGGAAGAUGUCCUCAAUGCUCGAAAACUGGAGCGAGACUCGCUUCGGGAUGAAUCACAGAGGAAGAAGGAACAGGACAAGCUGCAGAGGGAGAAGGACAAACUAGCCAAGCAGGAACGCAAGGAAAAGGAAAAGAAAAGGACACAGAGAGGAGAACGAAAGCGAUAACCUUGGUCUGCUCUAUUCUUUUCAUGAACUUGAUGAAAGGGAGAACUGGUUGUGCACAUGGUAUUUAAGAGGAAUGAAAGAACAUUGGAGAGUGAUUUCCCAAGACAUUUAUCCCCUUUUGUUUACAUAGUCAAAAGGAAAAUCACAGAUGCUUCUAAUUACAAAAUGUGCCAUGUUUCUGCAGUGUGGGUCAUCAGAUUAUUGUAGUGGAUGUCUGUACCAAAGAUCUGGAAUGGGGGCAACCUUUAUAUUUUAUAAUAGUAAAGCCCUGUGCUCCUUUUUGCCAUUUCGAAAAGUCUUCCCUCACCUUGGAUAAACAGAAAUAUUCAGGAAAGCUAACAGAGUUUUCAUCUUAAAGGAGCAGAAAUGAUAGACAUUCCUCCCUUGAGAUGAAAUUUGGGUGUAAAUUGCUUCAGAAAUAAAUGCUUCUGGAGUUAGUCUUGUAUUAUGAUUGGAAUAGAAAGCUAAUGAAGUAAACCUUGGAUCCAGAUUUUAUGUUACAUGACAACAUACUAGAAAAAUGAGAAGACAUUGCUUGAUCUAUGUUCUACAACUGACAGUUUAAAAAAAAAAAUUUUUUUUUUAAUUAUCUUUAUUUUAUUUGAUAGAGACAGCCAGAAAAUCAAGAGGGAAGGGGGUGAUAGAAGGAGAGAGUUUUCUUGUUUUUUUUUUUUUUUAAGGUUCCAGUCUAUGGAAGAAAACUAUCUCUUUUAAGUAGAGAUAGUUACAUAUUUUUCCUUUCUAGGCUGUGAUUUUAAGGAUGUGUCAGUAUUGGGUAUAAGGAUAUCAUUGUUAGCUAGAUUCAGUUUUAUAAUCAUGAAUCCUCUUGAGUGCUAGUAGAGAUUUUAGUCCUGAUUUUCCCUAAAACAUGAGACCUGAUAAUUAUAGGUUUAGAGAAAGUGGAGAAGCCACCCUUUUUAAGGAAGAAACACUGGAAAUCUCUGCUAAUACAAAAAUAUUUAAGUGUGUAUAUAGAAGGUGCUCAACAAAUGUAUUGAGUUGAAUGAGUGGGAAAAUCGGGAGAGUCAAAAGUGAGCAGGAACUCUCCAUUUUUAAUUUUGUCAAAAAUCACACUCAGUUUUUAAAUAAGGUCUUUCUCAGCUUUGGGUUGCAAACUGGCAAGCCUGAAGAAAGCAACUUCUCUGACAAGAAAGUAGAUAUUUUAUACCAGAUGUUGGCAAGCCAAGUAGCCUGCAAACCGAGUUUGGCUCAUUUGGUCUUUUGUAUGGUGUAAUAGUGGUUUUUACAUAUUUUAAAGGGUUAUAAAAGAGACUAUAAGACCAUGUAACUUCUAAAACACAAAAUAUAAGUUCUUUUGGAGAAAAAAGUUUGCCAACCUCUGUUUUAUAUCAUUAACAAUGAGAUUAACAAUAAUGCUUACCUUUGUUUAGGAGGUAAAAACAAGUAUGGUUAAGGAAAAGAUGUUACCUAUAUACACAUAACCAUGACAUUGCAAAAAAAAAAAAUUUAAAAACCCACCUUUUUAAAAAAUAAACCUUAUUUAAAUUACUGA